AAUCAAUAAUACAUCAAUUUAUUUUACAUGGUAUCAGAGCAAGGUUAAGAAGCUAGUAAUUUUGCUUCACCUGCGGGCGGCAGCCUCGCCUUGGCCGCCCGCCGGACCUCUACACAUACCUUGACUCCGCUGCCACUAAACCCAAUUCAACAUUCACCUUCAAGAUCAGAGCAUCAUCACCAUCAUCCAUCUUGGUCACCUCCACCAACACACAUGGGCUAAGACCAAGGCCUCUCUCUCUCUGUCUUUUCUGCAGAAAGGGCCGACCCGUCGGAAUCUCGCAUUUUCGAAGCCGUGCAAGUCGUUCACUCUAUUCAAUGGCUGAUGAAGCCACUUCCUCCUUCUGGUUUGCCACCCAUUGCUUAGCAACCAAACCAGCCUUCAAUAUCUCUGUUACCAAAAAUGCAUUCUUGGGUUGUUCCGAGGCAAUUAGUUAUCAAAAAAAAGACCCAUCAUCUAUCCCCGAUGCAGUUAACAGAGCUGGAUUGAUGCUACCUCUUGUUGCAAAGCCUUUGGUCGUCGAUGGAAGUGCAAAGUCACAUGAAUUGUCACUAGCAUAUGAUCAAUACUCCCUCCAGAUACUUGAACCUCCACUUGUUCUACAGGAGUUUGUUAACCAUGGAGGUGUUCUCUUCAAGGUUUACAUCAUUGGGGAAGCUAUUAAGGUUGUCAGGCGCUUCUCUUUACCUGAUGUUAGAAAACGUGAGCUAUCAACAAAUACUGGGGUAUUCCGCUUUCCAAGGGUUUCUUGUGCUGCAGCAUCUGCUGAUGAUGCAGAUCUGGACCCCAUGGUUGCUGAGCUUCCUCCACGACCUUUGCUUGAGAGACUUGCCAGGGAACUUCGUCGGCGACUGGGCCUUCGGCUAUUCAACUUGGAUAUUAUUAGAGAGCAUGAGAGCCUCACCAUAUCUCUAGCAACUUUUUACUUAUUUUAUAAUAAUAAUAAUUAUUAUUAUUAUUUUCUCUCCUCUUUUUUGGCAGUUUGAAAACAUACUUUUCACACUCUCUCUCUCUCCACACAAGGACACCCACCAUUUUGUCAACUUUCUAACCUAUCUUCUUUCACCUUUUGCACCCCACUCACCGACUCCCUCACCACCAAAAGGAAUACCUUUAUUUAUUUAUCUUAUCUUUCUUGUGUUCCAUUUUUCACAAAAAAAAAAAAAAAAAAAAAAAAAAAA
Molecule: messenger RNA, 1181 nt
Organism: Camellia sinensis
Lineage: Eukaryota; Viridiplantae; Streptophyta; Magnoliopsida; Ericales; Theaceae
Source: RefSeq, a predicted model, not a curated record